AUGGAUGUCAACCACCUCUAUACCUACAGAUUUUCCUAUCACUCCAACCUUGCCCUCGACUGCGCUCGCCGUUCCGUUGUCCACAGCUUACGUGCACAUCAGUUCCUCACUCGUGUAUCUAAUGCAGCCCUACAAUUACAGAAUAUCGUGCGCCGAUUGCAGGCCGAGUCGUCUUCGAACCGGCCGCGGCUGCUGGCGCUGUGCGUGGCCGUCGCCUGCGGCACCUGCUUCCUGGCGGCGCAGCUGCUCGUGCCGCCGCCGCCGCCCGCGACGAGUUGGGCCGCGCGGCAGCUGUACGCCGCUGCAGCGGCGCCGCCGCCCGCCCCAGCAGCAGCAGCGGCGGCGGCCGAUUCAGAAUUACGGCGGCGCCUGCCGCAGUGCGUCAUCAUCGGCGCUCGCAAGUGCGGCACGCGGGCCCUCCUCGAGUUCCUGGCGCUGCACCCGUCCGUGCAGAAGGCGCCCGACGAGGUGCACUUCUUCGACGACGACGAACGGUAUGCCCUAGGCCUGGACUGGUACCGGCGCCGGAUGCCGGCGUCGCGCGCCGACCAGCUCACCGUGGAGAAGUCGCCCGCGUACUUCGUCACCGAGGCGGCGCCCGGUCGCGUCUGGGCCAUGAACGCCUCGCUGCUGCUGCUGCUCAUAGUGCGGGACCCCGUGGUGCGCCUGGUGUCCGACUACGCCCAGCUGGCCGCCAACCGGCGCCAGCUGCAGCGCGAGGACGCGCCGCCCUUCGAGCGGCUCAUCCUGCUCCCCGACGGCGCCGUGAACGCCGAGUACCGGCCCGUGCGCACCAGCAUGUACGCGGUGCACGUGCGCCGGUGGCUGUCGCACUUCCCGCGACGCCAGCUGCACGUGGUCGACGGCGACCGGCUGGUGCGCGACCCGCUGCGGGAGCUGCGCCGCGUCGAGGCCUUCUUGGCGCUGCCGGCGCUCAUCCCGAGCGGCGCGCUGUACUUCAACCGCACCAAGGGCUUCUACUGCCUGCGGCCGCGGCCCAACGACACCCGCUGCCUCAACGACAGCAAGGGCCGCCGGCACCCGCACGUGCCGGGGCCCGUGGUGAGUCGGCUGCGCCAGUUCUUCGCGCCCUUCAACCGGGAGUUCUACCACCUCAUGGGCAGAGACUUUGGCUGGCCCGAACAGUGACUCGACGCCCGCAUGCCGAUGCGGGACUUACGUUUGUUCCUUUGCAGAGGACUCUUAUCCCGAAAAAGGAGAGCAUGCAAAGAUGCUUUCUUUAUGGCGACUGAAGUAGUCCUCACACUGUUCAAGCGAGCACCGACUUGUCGUAUACGCGCAUGUCUGAUUUAGCAUCACGUUUGCCGCCCUUUAUUACAAGGCAGAGACGGGAGGCCGCUCCUUGCCAGGACUGUAGUUAAUGGCAAGGCCUCCUAAAGACAGCUUGGCAUUUUGCCCAAGAGUUCGGUAGUGAGAGGCAGUUCAUUGUCAGUCUAUACAUUUACAGAGUUCGCUCACGUCUCUUACAACAGUCGUUGCGGUUUAUGUAUGAGGUAGAAAGAAAGCGCCUCCUCCUCCACACCACUCAACAAGUAAAUCAGUGAGGCUUCGAGUGCAUUCUGAUGAGCAAGCGAUCGAAGAAUCCUGCACUAAUCACUGCUGUUAUGGACGCCUUACUGCAGCAGUCGGCUCGUUUCGGCGAGGGCUACGCAUGUGGGUGGUUUCUCGGCGGCACUGAUUAGAGCAUGCUCACCAGGGGUCGCUGACACAACGUUAAUUAACGCGUUACCCUUGGCAGCGAACUCCGUUCCAAUCCGCUGUUAGAGGAUGCAGUGUUCCUAAUCAACGCGACCACUGUCUCAAUGACCGAAAUCUGAAGAUUAUUUCUCCACAUUAUAUCGUACUGAUCCUGAAUUAUAUCCGCAUUGUAUCGUAUUGAUUCUGAUGACGGAACGGAACGGGACUUUUCGCUGGGACAUUGCUGGUUCACGAAAUCGCUGACAAAUUCGGGACAUUUAUUUGCUAUCCUGCUUGGAAAUACUUCGGAGGCCGUUUCACACGUCGGUAGUCUUUGCUCUUGAACGCAGUGUUUGGCGACCUGAUGCGUAUGGCAUGUCGGUGAUGGCCAGACUUCUUCUUAGCUCUUGCUUGAUGACCACGAAGUCGUGGACUGAACUGAAAGCCGGGCUAGUUGCUAAACGUUUGCAAUUGUGACCAAUGUGCCAAAACACGAAGCCAGAAAAGCAAACGACCGCCUUUUUUUUUUUUCUGCUUCGUAUUUCAGUGCGUUGGUCGUAACUGUAAACUGCGGCCAUGAAAACAAAAAUUAAGAUAGAGAUGAGAUUAGAACAUUUUUAUGGAGCGGUACGUUUCAUUUAUUCCUUUGAGACCACGGUAUCGGCGCGGGCUCACCGAGUAGCAACAUGUGCGUUUCUUUCGUUCGUUUGGGUGUCACAUUAGCAGUGGCGUAGUCAGGUACACCGGGUGCAUGCCUCCCCCCCCCCCCCCCCCACCCAGUCGGAAUUUCUGUGUUAGCAUGUGGUCUUCCCAGUUUCCCUAUCCCUUCACUCCCCAUCACGCUGAGUCGUGCUCCUUAAAAGGCUGCAGAAAAUAGCGCCUCUUCCUCUUCACAAUCACAGUUUUUGCCCCUCCUCCCGAAAGAAAAUUUCCGGCUACGCCACUGCACCUUAGGCAAUCUAUCUAGUACGGGUUUCGCUUCGAUCCUGCCUUGUGCCGCAGUUCAUAGAAUGGUGUCAUGCAGUGUCGAAGGUCGACCGGCGUUUGUUCGACGUUCUGAAAGUGGCCGCGGCAAGAUGUUUCAAGACAAGCACAUUUCUCCUACUGCGGAUGACAAUCAGCGUCACCGGCAGUCUUUUUCUCAGACAAGUCUCCAUUGAACUUUGGUUCGGUUCCGGAGAGCCGCUGUCAUGCAUAUUGAGGAUAAAUGACAAUCAACUAAAAAUAGAGACAAAAGGGGAGGAAAGACAGGGAGGCUAUAGUCAUGCAGUGUAAGUGCAGGCUGGCUACCCUGUGCUGGGCAAAGGGAAUAAAAGGUGAAAUAAUCAACUCAAGGUCGCUAAAGAGUGUGUAGCAUGCCAGAGUACUGUGCCAGUAUGUGCAAUGACUCUUCAGCAACUGGAGUCGCGAAACGUCUCAUUUCGAACUCUCGCUUCGAAAUCUUUGUUGAAGUUCAUAUUCAGUUUGGAAACUCCACGUAGACCGAUUUAUUAUCAGCAUGCUGAACGGCCCAAAACUGUGAAGCAAUGCGGAUUUGUUAACAUAUAUAAGCUGGUAAUCCAUUGAUAAUUUUGGUGUCAGAUUAUUGGUCCAUUCCAGCUCACAAGUACACAACUUAUCUAUCCCGAAACUUUGAUGGCGGGAGUUGGCAGAGUUUGAAAUCCGUUACAGAAGUACUCUGUUUCGGAAUAGUCGAGGUUCAUACUGAACAAGUGUAGCGCACUACGUAAUGUACAAGGGCGUAAAGAAAGACUACGCGAUCUCCUGUUUUUUCUUGCUGCCCUUCUUGUAUAGUGUAUUCGCGCAGUGUGUUACUUGUCGAGUUUGAAAUCAUCGCGGAUGAACGGUUGUGUGCGGGAAUAGACUAACUUCAUGUUCGAUAGUUUUUCAUAGUUCGGUAGCGUCUGCCGAAGUAGCGAAUACACAUUCGACUAGGUCCGAACGUUCUAAGUUUAUAGUGUCUAGUCUAUAUUAUUGACCUUUAUUUUCGUUUUGAAGCACGAAAUUCGUUGGCUGUUAGCGGUGACGCAGCCAUCAAGCGUCGCUUCCAUCGCAUCGGGAGCAAACCGUACACAUGAAAAAUUAUCAGGUUGUACGCGCCAAAACCAAGAGACGAGGCACGCCGUAAUGCGAGCACUCCGGAUUAACUCCGACCACCUCUUUGUAACGUGCACCCAUUGGGCGGUGCCCGUAUAUACACGGCCGUCGUUGCAUUUCGCCUCAUCGAAAUGCGGCCGGGAUGCGAACCAGCGACUUCGGGCAACGCCAAAGCCAUGCACUGCGUCACCACGUCUGCUGCAGUUACACACUGGGCACUGUACGGGACGAAUUAGGAGCGGCGUUUCGCAACGCUGGGAAAGCUCCGCGACUGACGUUUCCAAGCGAGCUAUGCCGAGCCUUUUUUCGGCGCGUUCCGAGACAAUCACUUGCACACAUAUUACUUCUGCCAGGCUGUCGACAAUAAUUGUUCGCCUUAUCGUGGCAUUUUCUGAAACUCUUGACGCGUGUAUGUCAUGCAUACUUUACACUCACAUAGGUCACUUUUCGGACGUUCUCGAGACAAUCACGAACCUCAAAAGGAGGUUGACAAGGGUAUGUGUUGUUGUUAUACAUAUAUAUAUAUAUAUUACAUAUCCUGUAGCUUUUUGAGAGUUUCUUCGAGGCAUGUUGAAAGACGGCACACAUCUUGCUGCGUUUCUGAGACAAUCAUCCACUCUGUGAAUAUCUGCGGGAAGACAAUCUGUGUUAUCUUUACAACCCGUAUACAUCGUUCUUGAGAGCCUUGAGAAGUGCGACAUUUACACGCGGAACUCUUAACACCCAAACUGGUGCAACACCUUGCUGCUUCGCACUUUUUGUCCUCGCUAUAGCACUUUGGACAAACAGUGCUGGUAUAAAUUUGGCUCAGGUGGCGCUGAGAACACUUACAGACCGUUUGCAGUGACGUCAUUCAUGCAGGACCACGAUGCUGGUGCAUCACGAAUAGGGCAAUACUUCGUGAGUAAUCUUACAUUUCUUAGGCUGCGCCAUAUGACGACAGCUGUCACUAUUGUUGUGAGCACUUCGCUUCCUUGUUGCCGCUUGUGCUCUGCUGUCACGGACGAACGCUCAGACGCCUAUGCAGGAAGGCACCGCGGACAGGCAGCAGAAAAGCGUCCACGUUUUGGGAUGAUGGUUGACUUGUGAAAAAAGCAAGCCACCCCUUGCAUACGAAAAAAAAAAAGAAGACACGAAAUUUUCCGGUUCUCCCUAAACUAGCGCAUUAUAAGCUGCGUCGCAAGCGCUCUGUCGGACGUUCAUAUAAAGGAAGCAACCGAAUUGUCAAAAGUGCAUUCAUUCAUAAUUCGUUAAACUUUCCUUAAUUCCUUAGAGCAGGCGUUCCCAAACUUCCUGGCCUCGGGGGAUCCCGCCUGCUUUCCUAUACAGGGUAAGAUUCGUUCUUGCCGCUGGCGGAACCAUAACGUGCCGUUCGCUGAACCCAACGUGGGAACCGCUGCUACAGAGUGUCACGUGUAUUGUUGUUGCCCCUACACUGCAGCGUAUUGCUUGGUUGUUCGUAUGCUAUUAGGAAUUUAAUAUGCCUUCCGAAAAAGAAUUAUUUGCAACCACAGCAUGAAAAUUUAAAAUAUUGCCAAAUUUUAUGUAAAGCUUGUCAAUAAAUUUUGAUCGUGCAAUGUUUGUAAUCGGCGUAUCGCCACUUUGAUAUUAUUAUUAUUAUCCGUGCAGCACAACCUCUCACCUUUACGGCGAAAUGGAAAGCCUACAACGGCAUGCAUGCACGACGCCACGUGCGAGCAGUCCAGUUUUCUUAUUGUUCGAGCAGGCCACAGCUGAAUUGCGUCCGCGGACGUCCUUCGCUCAGCCGCACUGCAAAACAUUCCGUGCACUUUCCCGCACUGCGCAAUGUCACGGACGGCGGUGUUCGCGAGAAGACGUAUCUUUUGCCCCUGUGUGUCGUUGCACCAGUUUGGAAUCGUUGACGUAUACAGCGCAGGCCUUUGCGCGCGGCAAGACAAUCACUGUUCGGCCUGUGUAUGCUGUGCUGUAAGAAUGCUGACUGUGUGCUCCCCAUUCGUGGCGCAAUAAAAGAGCCAGCUCCCAUACUGGCACCAAGAA
This is a messenger RNA of Dermacentor andersoni, 5814 nucleotides long. Its product is annotated as heparan sulfate glucosamine 3-O-sulfotransferase 1-like. NCBI's taxonomy places the organism in Eukaryota, Metazoa, Arthropoda, Arachnida, Ixodida, Ixodidae. Gene Ontology annotation, molecular function: [heparan sulfate]-glucosamine 3-sulfotransferase activity. The record is from RefSeq and is a predicted model, not a curated record.